UCUGAUGUACACUGUCUCCUGUUUCUUUAAACCCUAGACCCUAAUUCUCUGCCUCUUUCACCACCUCCUCCAUAAGCGGCUGCAACUCCUUGGAGGAUAAUCUGAAAGAAUCAAGAGAAUGUUAGUGCUUUUUGAAACCCCUGCGGGUUUUGCCCUUUUUAAAGUAUUGGAUGAAGGAAAGCUCUCCAAAGUUGAUGAUCUGUGGAAGGACUUCUCAUCUGCGGAUGCAGCCAGACAGGUGGUAAAGCUAAAAGCCUUUUCCAAGUUUGAAAACACAUCAGAAGCACUCUCAGCAGCUACCCUGUUAAUUGACAGCAAGCCCAGCAAAGGUCUGCGCAAGUUCUUGCGUUCUCAUUGUGAUGGCGAGACAUUGGCUGUUGCAGACUCCAAACUUGGAAACGCCAUCAAGGAAAAACUACAAAUCGAAUGUGUUCACAACCACACUGUCAUGGAACUUAUGAGAGGAGUCAGAAGUCAAUUGACAGAACUCAUAACCGGUUUAGGCGCACAAGAUUUAGCCCCAAUGAGCUUGGGUUUAUCUCACAGUUUGUCUAGAUACAAACUUAAGUUCAGCCCAGACAAAGUGGACACCAUGAUCAUUCAAGCUAUUGGCUUGUUAGAUGAUCUUGAUAAAGAGCUCAACACCUAUGCAAUGAGGGUGCGUGAAUGGUAUGGAUGGCAUUUUCCAGAACUUGCUAAAAUCGUACAAGACAAUAUCUUAUAUGCCAAGGCAGUUAAACUCAUGGGUUAUCGCACAAAUGCUGCAAAACUUGAUUUCUCUGGGAUACUACAAGAAGAGGUGGAGACAGAACUAAAAGAGGCAGCUGUGGUUUCCAUGGGAACUGAAGUGAGUGACCUUGACUUGGUCAACAUCAAGGACUUAUGUGACCAAGUGUUGUCUCUUUCAGAAUACAGAGCUCAACUUUAUGAUUAUUUGAAGAGCAGGAUGAAUACAAUUGCACCUAAUUUAACUGCCAUUGUUGGAGAGCUUGUUGGAGCUCGAUUGAUUGCUCAUGGUGGUAGUUUGUUGAAUCUUGCAAAACAGCCUGGAAGUACAGUUCAGAUUCUUGGAGCUGAAAAGGCUCUUUUUAGGGCUUUGAAGACAAAACAUGCAACACCUAAAUAUGGUCUUAUUUAUCAUGCAAGUUUAAUAGGUCAAGCUGCACCAAAACAUAAGGGAAAAAUUUCCCGUUCUCUUGCUGCUAAAACAGCUUUAGCAAUUCGAUAUGAUGCUCUUGGAGAUAGUCAAGAUAAUUCUAUGGGAAUGGAGAAUCGUCUCAAGCUUGAAGCUAGAUUAAGGAGUCUUGAAGGGCGAGAACUUGGGAAGUCUGCUGGAUCAACGAAAGGGAAGCCUAAGAUUGAGGUUUAUAAUAAGGAUCUCAAGAAAGGAGAUGGAGCUAUGAUCACUCCUGCAAAGACUUAUAAUGUGGCAGCAGAUUCUGUUCUUGGGAGGAUAGAAGCAGAGGCUGAGGAAGAUGAAGAGAUGGUGGCAGCCAUUGAUGAGGGAAAGAAAGAUAAAAAGAAGAAGAAAAAGAAGGAGGGUGUUGAAGAUGAAGUGGAGGGCAGUGAUGGAAAGAAAGACAAAAAGAAGAAGAAAAAGAAGGGUGGUGAUGAUGCUGAUGAAGUGGUGGUGGUGGUGAAUGAGGAAGAUGGUGAUAAAAAGAAAGAUAAAAAGAAAAAGAAAAAGAAAGAUGGUGAUGAUGAAGUGGAGAAGGAAGAGGAGAAUGUUGAGGUUGAAGGGAAGAAGAAAAAGAAGAGAAAACAUGGUGAAACUGAAGGUGAAACUGAAAAGGGAAGUAAGAAGAAAGAUAAGAAAAAGAAGAAGAGCUCUGUCUGUCGCACACUUCACUGCAAUAUGAAGGUUAUCGCUGCAUAUUUGUUGGCCUUGUUGGGAGGUAACACAUCUCCAUCCGCUGAAGAUUUGAAGAAAAUCCUCGGUUCAGUUGGAGCUGAUGCUGAUGAAGAUAGAAUUGAAUUACUCUUGUCGGAGGUUAAGGGUAAAGAUAUCACCGAAUUGAUUGCUUCUGGAAGGGAGAAGUUGGCUUCAGUUCCUUCAGGUGGUGGUGGUGGUGUUGCAGUUGCCGCCACAGGUGGUGGUGGUGCUGCACCCGCUGCAGCUGAGCCAAAGAAAGAGGAGAAAGUUGUAGAGAAAGAAGAGUCCGAUGAUGAUAUGGGAUUCAGUUUGUUUGACUGAGGAUCAUCGUAUGAAGCAUGUUCUUUUGUCGUUUUUGGAUAUGAUUUUUUUGGUAGUAAUUUGUUAGUUUCAUCUUCAAAUGAAGAAUUUUGUAAGACCUUGCAAAAGUUUCUUUUUUGUUUUUAUACAUCAAAUGUUUUUUAACAUAGUUUUAUAUGAUCUUUACUUUUGUUAAUUUGGAUGAUAAUCUUUAAUUAAGUCUACAAACAUUUAUGUAAGCG
This is a messenger RNA of Lactuca virosa, 2415 nucleotides long. The record is from the annotation of a GenBank genome assembly. NCBI's taxonomy places the organism in Eukaryota, Viridiplantae, Streptophyta, Magnoliopsida, Asterales, Asteraceae.